Aspergillus wentii DTO 134E9 is the source of this 1710-nucleotide messenger RNA. RefSeq lists its product as uncharacterized. The record is from RefSeq and is a predicted model, not a curated record. Lineage: Eukaryota; Fungi; Ascomycota; Eurotiomycetes; Eurotiales; Aspergillaceae. The transcript has 3 exons. The coding region runs from base 130 to 1254 and encodes 374 amino acids.
CUUUACACCUUGAAGACUUCGAUGCUUCGUUCGCUCACUAUUCUGCGACUACCACUCGUUUGUUUCUUCUCCUUUUGUUUCGGUUAUACCAACUGUCGCUGAAUCCAGGAUUCUCAACUCUUGAUCAUCAUGGCCCAACUUCUUGUCCGCGGAGAACUUCCCUGCUAUGACAAUGUGGCCUAUUAUGUUUGCUCGAAAACCAAUUUCAUGGGAUGCUGCUCGGUUGAUCCAUGUGCUUCUGGAAUCUGCCCUGAUCAUACGAACAUAACGACCUCCAUGACCACAGCGCCGACUAGAGCGACGACCAAGGCGGGCGUAACAGUUACGAAAUCAGCUGCAAAGAUAACGUCCCUUAUAAGCUCCCAGAGUAUCUCUUCAGCUGCUCCUACAUUGUCUUCCACAACGACAGCAGAGAGUAGUUCUGCAGCCGCCAUGGCCUCUCCAACCGAUAAUUCGAGUGGCAGCUCACACCGUGGCGAAGGAGCGUUGAUAGGGGGGCUUGCUACAGGGUUUGUGGCUUUACUGGUGAUAUCAGAUGACAAUGGUACUGAGAGGGUUACUCGGAGAGACAUUGGGCCAAGUGUAUACGGAAAUGAUGAGGGCUUGUUCAAUGCUCCAACUUAUAUCGCCUACCAACCACCACCCCCAUCCACGCGAUCAAGAUCCAGCUCCCCUGCCACGCCCAAGAGAUCAAAACCAAUAAACACAGCAUACAGCCCCUACUCACUAGUAUUGAAUUCAGUCGAUUCCGUCCCCAAAUCAACAGUCCCCCUUAUACCCUCAGUAUCAACUACCUCAUCCGCAGACUCCAUCCAACUCACCACCUCCAUCCCCCCAAAACGCACCUUCACCCCGGAGCUCCCAGAUACAGGCUUCUACCGCCAACGAGCAGAGCUAGCAAGCUAUUCACAAAGCGAACUCAUCAAUAUUCCCCUCGACCAACGUCAACGCAUCAAACCCGUAGAACAGCAUCAAAAAUCAAUCACCACCCCACCUCGCACAACAUCAACCCCACCAAUCGUCACCUCUGACGGGGCCGUGCUGGGAGCGAAUCUUGAUCAGAUCACACCGGCUUAUGACUCGAUAUACCCUGAAAAGGGAGGCGGGGAGACCCUAAGCCACGUUAUGAGUUUCAUGCAUUAUGGGAGUGGUUCUGAGUCUGGUCGAGGGGACUCAAAGGAGUCGCUUGAUGUUAUGAGAGAAGUGCCGAAGCGAAAGUCGAUUAAGCAGAAGGUGAGGUCGAGGUUAAUGUGAAUGUGAAUGUGAGCUGUUCAAUCACCGCUGGACGGUGGCGGUGAGAGUGGACUUGGAAAAUGAUUGAUUCUAAAUAUUUAAAUGAUAAUGGCGAUCGGAGAUAAUGAUUUGGGUUUCUGGGUUUUUGUGGUAUCGUUUUUGGUUAUUGUUAUGUGUACUUCGGUGGGUAUCGUCUGCUCGUUCGCUUCGUUCUUCAUAUAGAUCGAUAGAAGAAAAAAAUCGAUGUAACAGCUUCAAUAAAACCGUCUUCAACAUGACAGAAUCCGUAAAUCAUUCUACAUUAAACUAUCAUGUUCCAUAAAUGUAUAUGCACUAUCUAUUUUGUUUUGAUAUACUUUUUUUACCCGAAAUCCAGCAUAACCCAUUUAAAGCAGACGUACAGCUGAGACAGUUUACAACAGACUCUUGAGGACAGAGGUCUGCUCCAGAACGGCCCGGCGGCUGGUACCACCGACA